Molecule: messenger RNA, 597 nt
Organism: Oppiella nova
Lineage: Eukaryota; Metazoa; Arthropoda; Arachnida; Sarcoptiformes; Oppiidae
Source: the annotation of a GenBank genome assembly
AUGCAAUCAUCGGCUGAUUGUCUGACAAAAGACGCGUACGACUGGCCCAUCAUACCUGGCUAUCCCUGUCCGCCGCGAGAGAUCGCCCGCACGAAGUGUUUGGGACCCAAAGACUGCUUAUAUCCCAAUCCCCGCGAUUGCAGUCGUUUUAUACAGUGUAACGACGCCUCCAUCGCGUACGACAUGCCCUGCGCGCCGGGAGGUCUACACUUCAGUCCACGCACUAAGACUUGCGAACGUCCAGAAGUGGCCGGUUGUGUGAUCGUUAAGCCCACGACUACUCAAAGACCUACUCCCAGACCAACCACAACUACCACUACCCAAAAGCCGACUCCGAGACCCACGACUACUACAACUCAAAAGCCUACUCCCAGACCUACAACCACUACAACAGAAAAGCCUACUCCAAGGCCUACCACUACUACCACCCAAAAGCCGACUCCGAGACCCACCACAACCACGACUACUCAAAAGCCUACUCCCAGGUCAACUACAACUGAAAAGCCUACUCCCAGACCCACUACGACCCAGAAACCCACUCCAAGACCCACUACUACUACCACUGAAAAGCCAACACCCAGACCCACCACUUGGUGA